GCAACCCUACCAUCUGUUACAUCCAUUCCCCUCCAGAAGCCAGUUACUCCAAAGUUCGCCAUCACGUCGCUUCCAACGCUUUUCGGUCGCAUUCUCAGACGCUACUGCGCGGUGAAAACUAAUCCCAGCAAGAUCAUGGUGGUCACACACAACGUGAAGGGAUACGAUGAGUUCUCCAAGAAGAUGGAGGAACUGGAGAACGGCAACGAAGCGGUCCAUGUCCUCUUCAGCGGCGGCAAGGACGAGAAUGGACAGAGCUGGUGUCCCUACUGCGUCAAGGCGGAACCGGUGAUACACGAUGCGUUGAAGAAGGCCCCCGGCAACUCGCACUUUGUGCAUGUGGAUGUGGGCGAGCGGGCAUACUGGAAGGACUUGAACUGCCCCUUCCGCAAGGAUCCCAACACACAUCUGAUCUUCUUGCCCACUCUGCUGCGCUGGAAGCAGCCACAGCGCCUGGACGGCGAGCGCUGCUCCAAUCAGGAUCUCGUCGAGAUGAUGUUCGAGGAUGAGGAUUAAGUCUUAAACUUUACAAUACAUAUAUUUUGGAAUUUUACUCAAGUUGGAAUACACAGAAGUCUACACACAUUCAAUUAAAGCGUCCCUCAGUAA
This is a messenger RNA of Drosophila teissieri, 609 nucleotides long. RefSeq names its product thioredoxin domain-containing protein 17. The transcript is spliced from 4 exons. NCBI's taxonomy places the organism in Eukaryota, Metazoa, Arthropoda, Insecta, Diptera, Drosophilidae. The record is from RefSeq and is a predicted model, not a curated record. Gene Ontology annotation, cellular component: cytosol. The coding region runs from base 136 to 516 and encodes 126 amino acids. Gene Ontology annotation, molecular function: protein-disulfide reductase [NAD(P)H] activity.